UGACACUAGCGAAACUUCUAACCUGAAAAAUUGCUAAUUGUUUUCAGUUUACGCAAGCUGUUUACGUGACAAAAAUCGAAGAAGUAUCUGAGUAACUGACUGAAAUAUGAUAGACGAAUACAAUUUAGAGGAUGAUUCAGCUUCACAGUUCAGAGGGGGAUCAUUAAGAAUUAAUCCUGGAGGGAGUAAAGCAGAUCUGUUGCCGAAGUCGAAAGAAAAUCAAAGUCUGGAUAAGGAAAAUGCGAAAAUUACCUCCAAUUGUAACUGGGGACAGACUUUGAUGUCUCCCUUCGCUUCUAUACCAAACAAAUUAACUGUCAACAUCUGGGGAGCUAAACCGGAACCAAAAAUAGAACGCACAGCUUCUCAGAACACUUCUUUGAACCAACAAAAGACUAUUCAAUCAACUGUUAUUAUACCGGAGGACCCAUGUAGUUAUUUUACUUUUCGGGAAGGAGUUGUCGAUAAUGCUGUGAAGGAAUGCAGAGAGGAAUUUUUAGAUGAAGAUUCUGAUGGUCCUCUCUUAGCUUACUUUUUGCUUACCCAAAUUAACCAUUGGGAUACUGAUAAAGAAAGGCUCAUUCUCCUGACACCAAAAACUCUAGUCAUUGCCAAAUACGAUUUUAUAGCUCUAAAACGUUUAGGAUACAAAAAAUUGCCCUUGGAUUUAGUAGAACAGCUGCAUAUUGGAGAUCUUGUCUACCCUAAUGGCUCAUUAAUUCCUCGUUUAAAUGGAGUCACAGAUGGAUUGACUAAUUUUUUGGAGAAUUGUCUUUUUUCUCGAUGGGGGAAUUCUGAAAGUAAACCAAUGAAUAACUUCUACCAAUCUAGGGAUAGAAAUAUGAGAGGAGCAAGACUAAUGUGGAAACAAGAAAAACCAGCAACUUUGGGUUCUAAAUGGAAUCCAUUCACUGAUAAUGUGCCAUUUUGUACAUUCACCUAUCAUCCUUUGUACUUCCAUAAAGAUGGUACAGUUGAACCUCGUAGAAAUAUUUUCGAUCUGGAUACGUUUGUGGAUAAAUUAUGCGAUGUUUUCGUAGCCAUGCAGGUCAAAAAGUCUGAUGAAAAAGAUUACUGUGCCAUAUACCACAAGAAUAUCGUUCUGGAAAAUUAUGUCGGCAUAGGUUCUUUGUUACACAAUCGAAAUGCACUGGGAUUCUUCAAGGUGAGAGGUAAAUUCAGUUUUUAAAUGGAACCGUGAGAAAAGGAAAGCAAUAGGGAUUACCGAAUGGAAUAUUCAUUAAUUUUCAAUAGGAGGCAUGCAAUCAGGUGAAGAUGUAGCAUUACUGACUCGUAGAAAAGAAAGAAAAGAUAGAACCUAUAGUAACAAAAAUACUUGAUGUUGAGUGUUUCUAAAUUUGAUUGUUAUCCUUUUUCAAAAUUAUUGCUUUCAUCUGUGUGCCAAUGAAUGUCAAUUUAUCUCAAUUUUACAUAUCUAAAGAACCAUGAAACUAGUGGACUUGAUAACCAAAGAUAAAAAUAUAGGAAAUAUAUAUAUGUAUACACAGUUAAACUUAUGAUGAUAUAUUUAGAUUUGCAAAAAUAAAACUAAUAUAUUUCCCAA
This is a messenger RNA of Harmonia axyridis, 1564 nucleotides long. RefSeq names its product tumor protein p63-regulated gene 1 protein-like. NCBI's taxonomy places the organism in Eukaryota, Metazoa, Arthropoda, Insecta, Coleoptera, Coccinellidae. The transcript is spliced from 6 exons. The record is from RefSeq and is a predicted model, not a curated record. Gene Ontology annotation, cellular component: cytoplasm. Bases 107 to 1189 code for a protein of 360 amino acids.